This is a messenger RNA of Metarhizium robertsii ARSEF 23, 2169 nucleotides long. RefSeq names its product 5'/3'-nucleotidase SurE. Gene Ontology annotation, molecular function: hydrolase activity. Gene Ontology annotation, biological process: protein modification process. The record is from RefSeq and is a predicted model, not a curated record. The transcript has 2 exons. The coding region runs from base 1 to 2169 and encodes 722 amino acids. Gene Ontology annotation, cellular component: P-body. NCBI's taxonomy places the organism in Eukaryota, Fungi, Ascomycota, Sordariomycetes, Hypocreales, Clavicipitaceae.
AUGCAUAUCCUAGUCACUAACGACGAUGGACCACCAUCAUCACACUCCUCGCCAUACAUUCGCUGUCUUGUGAAGCAUCUGGAGGAUGCAGGGCACAUCGUAUCAGUCUGCUUGCCUCAUACCCAGCGCUCAUGGAUCGGCAAAGCCCAUAUGAUUGGGCAAACUCUUAAACCCACGUACUACACGCCUUCAUCCAACAUCCACGGCGAGGACAAUGAGGGAACGACACGUCAAUUGCCCUCUACGGCAGCUGAUGCCGACGAAUGGGUUCUUAUUGAUGGGACGCCGGCAUCAUGUGUCCAGAUUGGAUUGUACCACUUCUUUCAGGAUAAAGGCCCAAUCGACCUAGUUAUCAGCGGACCCAACUAUGGGCGAAAUACGACGUCUGUGUUUGCUCUGAGCUCUGGGACACUGGGUGCUGCACUGGAGGCGGCUGUCUGCAGAAGGAAGGCUAUUGCUCUCAGCUUCGCCUUCUUCUCGAGGAACCACGACCCUCUUAUUAUUGAGGCUGCCUGUCGCCAUGGUGUCCGGGUUAUAGAAGCUCUAUACAAGCAGUGGCCCACGGACGAAAGCGUUGAUGUGUAUAGCGUCAAUGUCCCGCUGGUAGAGGGAGUCGAGGAGCACAAGACACUCUGGGCGGAUAUGCUGCAGAAUUACUGGAAAGAAGGAAGCUGCUUCCAGGAGAUUGAUGGUGAUACAGGCGACGCUGACGAAGAAGAGGCUCGAAUUAGGCAGGGUGAAAUUGAUAACGGGUCGACUUUACAGGAGAAGAAGGGACACAAGCAUAAGCAUUUCAAGUGGGCUCCGAGGAUGGCGGAUGUUUACAAGAGUGUAGAAGAGUCUGGUCCCGGUAACGAUGGGCGAAUUAUUCGAGACGGGAACACAAGUGAAGCGACAAGUGCAGAUGCAGCUUUUCAAGCCAUCAUUGCCUACGAAGAUCCCUAUGUGCAGCCCCUUAUUGUCACUGCACUGAAUGCCAUAUUUCCACGAGGCUUGGUCAAGCUCGUCACGGAUAUUUCGAUGACAGAUGACUUUUCAAUGGCCAAGUUUUUGGACUCUCCGGAGUCUAAAGUAGUACAGAUCACGCCCUACGAAUCCAUUGAUUUCGAGUUUGCGGCAACGCAUCCGACAUCGUGUCUGAUAAACAGCUAUAUGAUCCGCAAGGCCUUGAUCCGCAAGCACUAUCUCUCGGCAACUGUAGAUCACUGGGUUGCGAAGAACCCUGAUUCCCCGCUCAAAAAGCACGUCAAACGAAGCGAAUCCUUUGAAGUCGACUACGCCGAGUUUCUAGACGACGCACUGGUCGAGGCCUUCGAUCUCCGAGAGAGCAUGGACCGCAACGCUGAAAUGGACGGAAGUGAUCCGUCAAAAAGGGAAUGGUGGAUCUUGAAACCCGGAAUGAGCGACCGAGGGCAGGGGAUUCGUCUAUUCAGCACAAUGGAAGAACUACAAGACAUCUUUGACCGUUGGGAAGCAGACCGCCCUGACAGCGACGACGACGAGGACUAUACUCACUACCAAGACACCCACGGCGAAGGCGGCGACUACAUCACUACCUCUCACCUCCGUCAUUUUGUCGCCCAACCCUACAUCCACCCACCGCUUCUCUUGGAUGACCGUAAAUUUCACAUCCGGACCUAUGUCCUCUGCACAGGCAGUCUCACCAUCCAUGUCUACAAACAUAUGCUCGCCCUCUUCGCCGCAAAGACCUACUCUUGUCCCUGGCAAUCGCCCGACGACAUCGAAUCCUUCCUUACAAACACAUGCCUCCAGGAAUCGCCCAACGAGAACUCGGUCCGGCGUUUCUGGGACCUGCCGCUGCCCCAGACGCAGCUCUCUGGUAUAUUUGAACAGAUUUGCAGCGUGACGGGUGAGGUAUUUGAGGCAGCCGCUCGGGCCAUGCCGGUUCAUUUCCAAACGUUGCCGAAUGCGUUUGAGGUGUUUGGGCUGGAUUUCAUGGUUGACCAGGGUGGAAAGACAUGGUUGUUGGAAAUCAAUGCUUUUCCAGACUUCAAGCAGACGGGCGGGGAUUUGAGUGAGAUCGUGGAGGGGUUUUGGAGGGGUGUUAUGAGAGUCGGUGUUGGAAAAUUCUUGGGUGUUGACGUUGCGAAAUGCGAGGAUGAGGGGGAUAUGGUUUUGGCUAGGGAUGUUGAUCUGGGGAAGAGGUGA